AUGCCGCCUUCUAACGGGCACCUGCUGCUCCCCAAGGUCUGGAGAGCAGCCAGGUCUGCCUACGAGAAGGCCUGUAAAACAUUAAGGUCAAAGUUUCCCGACCAAAUCCCUCAGGGUUCGCUCCGUCUUCAACCUGAAUACAUUAGGGUUGCUCACAGACAACCUAUCAAUCGAGCGGCUGCCAUCCGUCAAGCCCGGAGUCGCCAAUUCUCGACUCGUGCGGCGGGUUCCUUCGUCUCAUAUCUCCGUAGUGGUCUUCAAGCAGACCGUACUGCGACAGCGAAGGUAUCUUCUGUUGCCUCCAAUAUUAGCCGGUUGAAAACCCGUGCUCCUUUCGCGUCCGCUCUCCGCCCGAACUUGACCGGUGGUACGUUGGGCCGCACGGCCGGAGGUUAUACAAUUGGCGCCGGCCGCAUUGGCGGUGCACGAUAUUUCUCACAUGGCCCGGCUGCACCGGCUCAGGUCAUCAACAAUGUGUCAAUGGGUGUGCGUGCGUUCUUCCUCUCAGGGCAGAAGGCUCGAUUUGAUGGGGUCGAUCCUAUCACCGGGAACAAGCGGUACAAGGCCGUCAGCAAGCUUCAGGAUGAAGCUGAGCGCAAGAUGACUGGCAUUCCUCGCACGGCCCCUGGGUCCUUCAUCGACUUCCAGAUAUCUCCUACCAUCACUGCCUUCGGCCUGCAGAAGAAUUUGGCUGCCACCAGCACUUGCGAUGAUCAGACGCUGAACUCGGAGGGCCUCCUGGAUUUGCUGUCUGUCGACUUUGCCCGGACCCUCAAGGAUCUGGCUGUCGUCCUGAAUGAUCUCAAGUGUUUGAAAUCUCUAGGCGACUUGCCCGUCAUACUCCACGACCGGUCUACGAUUAGAGUACGGUUUCCGGGUUGCGAUGCUGAAACUGUUGAGAGGCUUUGUGACGAAGCAGGUAUUCAACGAGGCAAAAUCAUGCAAGAUGAGGAUUUCAACACUCGUACGGGUGCUGAUCUUGCUCUCCUGUUCCCAUUUGCUCCAAGCGUCCCAGCGUCUCCGCAGGUCGAUGAAUACUUCUACAAACCUCAGUCCAUGAAGUCCCAGGCUCCUGAAGAAGUUGAUUGGCAUGCCAUGAUGUCUCCCGAGCAAAUCAGCGACGCGUCGUCUAGUGUGCACAAACAGUCCUCUAACCAGAUAAGCUUUGAGGAUGUAACCAUAUUUGCCAAAAAUCCCUGGGCGUCGCCCUUGUCGGGAUAUUCCAGCAUUAACGUCAGCGAGCUCGGAGACCACGCCUACUUCCCCGAGGCCCUGAGCAGUGGGAUUCCCGGUACCGCCUCCGAAUACGAAGGCUCGGACGGAAUUCGCAAGUUCAUUGCUGAGUGCGAUACGGCUGCGCGAUACUGA
Molecule: messenger RNA, 1368 nt
Organism: Aspergillus fijiensis CBS 313.89
Lineage: Eukaryota; Fungi; Ascomycota; Eurotiomycetes; Eurotiales; Aspergillaceae
Exons: 2
Coding region: 1-1368 (455 amino acids)
Biological process (GO): proteasome assembly
Molecular function (GO): proteasome binding
Source: RefSeq, a predicted model, not a curated record